Molecule: messenger RNA, 1494 nt
Organism: Pleurotus ostreatus (oyster mushroom)
Lineage: Eukaryota; Fungi; Basidiomycota; Agaricomycetes; Agaricales; Pleurotaceae
Exons: 6
Coding region: 1-1494 (497 amino acids)
Source: RefSeq, a predicted model, not a curated record
AUGCUCAUGUACAAGUCCCCGAAGGAAAAGAUGAAAUAUAUGACCGAGAUGGCUUGCAAAAUCGUCAUGAACGCAAAGGAACUCUGCGAAGAAAACUUGGAUGCCGACGCAGACGAGAUCGGAGAAGAUUUGCAGUUCCUCGAAAAGGUGGUAGAGCAAAUGCAUUCAACAUGUUGGGCGAUCGUAGCAAGGAUGAGGGGGGAGGCUCUUGAUGAACAAAUGGACGAGUCUUGGGAUGAAAUAUCAGACAAAGUCUCAUUAAUAGUGGAAAGUUCGAUGGACGUUGACGAUGAUCCAGCGCCACGUAAACGGAAGCGGAAGGGCGAUAAGGAGAAUACCAUCGGUCGUCUGCCAAAUGGAGAGAAUGGCGACAAGUCCGUUCGCAAACGGAAAGGCAAGGGGACUCAAAAGGGCAAUGGAGGAUGCACGGCCAAGGACGCCAACGACAACGCCAGAAAUGGGGGCGGGGGUAAGGCGUCAAAGGGAUCAAACGAGGCGUCAAAGAGGUCGGGUGAGGCGGCGCAGGAAUCAGACACAUCAGUUGAUAAAGAGAUACAAGCGGAACAGGAGGAGGAAGAGAACAGAGAGUACCUCUUCCAAGUGAAGUAUCGCCGCCAAUAUAUCAAAAUGAAGCUCGCCGCUGAGAAUGACGUUCUGACGGUGAUGUCGUUGUGGACGAGCAUCAACAGGGACGCGCUCAGAGAUCACAGACUGGAAGAGAACGACGCAUAUUGGCGGCUGCUGGCGGGCUAUGGGACCCCGACUAUAAAAGAGUUUGAUGCACACUUUGGCGCUUUCGUGGACAGCCAGGGUUCCUUUCAGGAGCAAGUCAAUUGGGAUAAGAGGAUAGAUCAAUGCCCGAUCGAUGGUAGGAUAGAGAGCAGAGACAAGUUGAUAUACAAGACAAAGGGUACACACAAGGCUCAAUAUGUCGUCCAUAACAUCCUCAGCACGAUGAUGCAGAUCAAACAAGCUAUCGAUUGGAAGGGGAAAGAGACAGAGUGGAAGACCGCAUACACCAACAGGAGAUUCAGAGACGAAUGCAAGGCAAGAAUUGAAGAGAUGAAAUCGUUGAAGAGCCCCGACGAUUAUAAACAGUGGCUAGAGGCGGAGCGCAAGAAAUUCAAGGAUCGGCAGGGAAAGUCAAUCACUGCCCGCAACUGGGCGCUGAGGCUGUAUGCCAAGUUUGGGUCCAUAGUAUUGUUAGAUCCACGGUGGAGUCCAGAAUUGUAUGGCAAGAGCAACAGGAGCGACACAUUCGGCAAAUUCCUCGAUUACAUGGACGAUCAUCCGAUCUAUAGAAAGACCACCUGGGAAGAAGCGGUCCGAUACGACGGAAACGUCGUGGAGGUCAACGGGGACGCAUACAUCGACGCCUACACAGGGAGCCAAAUCGAAAACAAUAAGAUGGUGCUCGGGGUCGUCAGAUACGUAACAAAGGAUGAGGAGGUAGUGGCGCAUGUCAAUGAAUUCAUCAAAAAGAAAGUCGAGUAG